UUGAUUCUUCCUUUUCCUGCGCUCAGAUUUGUAACCUGCAUGUGUUUUCGAUCAGUGUAAAAGAUGGCCCUCACCUCACCACGGUGGCGGAGCUCCGGCGAGCCCCCGCGCGGCUACCACGGGAUUGGAGCUGGAGAUGCUCUUGCAUAGGGUGUUCAUGAGAUCCGUAGCCACAUCAUCACCCGGUUCCCGUAGGCGGCAGUGUGUAGCUUCGACGAGAAGACCCUCCGGCGGCAGCGCUUCGUAGGCAAGUGUUCGGCGGCGGCCCAACCCGGCCCUCUGCACCGCAGACGUCAGGGCGUCGGAUUCGCGCGCACGCGUAGCAGUUGUGGCGGAGCAACUCCUGGUCGAUGUUCGAAACGCCGAACACCCCUGCUGCCCCGCGCGAGCCGCCCUGCCGUCUCCUCCGGCCACGAUCCAGCGAUCUCCGGCGGCGACGAGGCUUACGCGUGGUCGCAUAAACGAGCCCCGCGCUCUCCGUUCUGCCGCGGAGCGGUGCGCUUGGAUGUGCCGAGACGCGAGGCCCGGCACGGCACGGGCGGUUGCGCGGGGAUGCGACGCGACUCCGUGACAGGGACGCGUGCGCACCCGCCGGAAUAGUACAGUGAACGCACCGUCAGCGUGCGCCUUGGCGCCCGCGCGCGGCCGGCACGAGCAUAUCCAGCCGUCCGCGCCAUGAUUCCGUGGCGCUCUCCGCCCGCUCCGGCUCCUCCGUCCAACGCGUCGCGCCGCGACGGCCGGCCGCCUCGUGUCGUCUCGUCGCCUCCCUAAAAAAACCCAAGCGCCAACACGAGCAGAGCAGAACCACGUUCAGGCCAUCACCGCUGCAGCCUGCAGCAGCAGGUUCCCAUGGCGGGGGACGGCGGCGAGGGUGCGGUCGGGAAGGUAACCUGCGCGGCGUGGAUACGGCGGCCGGACGACGGGGGGCCGGCCGGGGUAAGCCGCCUCCUCGUGGCGUGCGGCCAUGGCGCCACGGCCUCGUCCCCGCCGCUCCUCGACCUCCUCGCGUUCGACGCCAGGGCCUCCGAGCUUGCCGCUGAGCCCCUGGCGAGGGUCGUGAUGGGCGGGGAGCGAGCUGACCCGCCGCGCGCGAUCGCCGUGCACCCCGGCGGCCGGGAGCUCGCGUGUGCCACUGCCAAAGGGUGCAGGCUAUUCAACCUGGUGUAUAAAGAAUUCGGUAUUCACCUUAUUUCAAGAGAUACUUCACCUCUCCAAUCUGCUGGGCCUCAGAAAUGUGUGGCAUUCAGCACUGAUGGUGCUAAGUUUGCUAUUGGUGGUGAGGAUGGACAUCUCCGAAUAUUUCACUGGCCAAGUCUCAAUAUGAUUUUGGACGAACCUAAAGCUCAUAAAUCCUUCCGUGACAUGGACAUCAGCUUAGACUCGGAGUUCUUAGUUUCGACAUCCACUGAUGGCUCUGCAAGAAUAUGGAAGAUUAAUGAUGGGGCUCCACUGGUCAAUUUGACAAGAUCUCCGGAUGAGAAGAUUGAGUGUUGCCGCUUUUCUAGGGAUGGAACUAAACCCUUUUUGUUUUGCACACUUGUAAAAGGUCGUGAUGUUUUGACUAUGGUUUUGGACAUAAGUAAUUGGAAGAGAAUCGGAUACAAAAGACUCUCGGCAAAGCCCAUUUCCACACUCUCAGUUAGCUUGGAUGGGAAGUAUCUUGCACUAGGAAACCGUGAUGGUGACCUUUGUGUUGUGGAUGUAAAGAAGAUGGAAGUUUCUCACUGGAGCAAGAAGGUUCAUCUUGGUUCCCCAAUUUCUUCCAUUGAAUUUUGCCCUACUAAAAGGGCUGUAAUCUCCACCUCACAUCAAUGGGGAGCAGAGAUAACGAAGCUUGACGUUCCUGCUGACUGGAAAGUGUGGCAGAUCUGGCUAGUACUCUUAAGCCUCUUCGUGGCGUCGGCUGUCCUCUUCUUCGCGUUCUUCAAGCACGCAAGAAUCAACCUGUGAAGCCAUGAAAUACACCUCCAAUUUCUGAUGGUGAGUCCAUGCUAGCUAUAACUUCAGUAUGGCUCUACACUGCCCAUCACUACUCGUUUCUGAAGGUUGCUCCAACCCUGAACUGUUACAUUGCAUCGCUACGGAGUUUUGUACCUGAACUGAUUCGCAUCUUGCCUUAUUCAUGGUGAACUCUCAAUAAGUGAAAAAGAAAAAACACAUUACCCUCUGCUUCCAGCUUCCACCGUGAAGAGAUCAACAAGAAUGUGAUGUGAGACUCGUUUGUUGUUUCUGUGGAGCACAUUGUCCGGCCUGAAUUUUGUUUUGUUUUGUUUUCUGUGUGUGUGGGGACAACUGACAUCCUGACGUUGUCGGCUCAUCACCUUGAGGUCAUCAUCUGGUACUGUAAGAAGUGUGAACGUUUUCUGGAAGGUCACAGCAAGCGAGCCCAGUUGCUGCUCACCGGUUGUUCGAACGAGUCUUCCGAGACAGAGACCUGCUCUGACAGGUACUGCGAUUCUGGUAAUUGGUUAGACCUAUCAGGUCGUCGCCUAUCUCAAGUCCUUGGCUGUGUGUGGACAGGGCCGAGGAGGAGCGUGCGUGCUUGGAAGCCAUGCAGAUUGUUACUGCUGCCUUUUCUGAGAUCUGACGCACUGCAACGUGAAAACGGAACAAGUUUGUGCUGCUGUGCAGCAUAUUUGCUUUCCAUCGAUCAAUUUGAAUUUUAUAAAUUCCCUUCUAAAAGGGAAUCCCAGAAGGAACUUUUUAGAUUGUUCAACCAGUGAGCCCAGACUUCUGGGCUCCAUCCUUCUCACCUCUGAUUCCCACUUCUUGGAUCCCAAUUAUCGGCUAUGUUUUCGACAUGAGAUCCUACUGCGGCCACAGCA
Molecule: messenger RNA, 2825 nt
Organism: Phragmites australis (common reed)
Lineage: Eukaryota; Viridiplantae; Streptophyta; Magnoliopsida; Poales; Poaceae
Product: SEC12-like protein 1
Exons: 10
Coding region: 850-1950 (366 amino acids)
Biological process (GO): protein secretion
Cellular component (GO): endoplasmic reticulum membrane
Molecular function (GO): GTPase activator activity; protein binding; guanyl-nucleotide exchange factor activity
Source: RefSeq, a predicted model, not a curated record